AUGGGUUUCAUUUUCAGGGUUCAUUCUCUGUUUCUGCUCUCUCUCUCUUUUCUUACAACAGCAAAGUUUUUCAAUGCGAGUAGCUCAUUGAGGGGGAGAAAGCAAGCAAGUGGGUGUAACUUGUUCAUAGGAAGCUGGGUGACUGACCCUUCAUAUCCGUUCUAUGACUCUUCAAGCUGUCCCUUCAUAGAUGCUGAGUUUGAUUGCCAAAAGUACGGGAGACCUGACAAUCAGUAUCUCAAAUAUUCCUGGAAGCCUGAUUCGUGUGCCAUGCCCAGGUUCGACGGGAAGGAUCUCCUGAACAGGUGGAGCGGGAAGAAGAUAAUGUUUAUUGGUGACUCCCUCAGUCUGAACAUGUGGGAAUCAAUGGCCUGUAUGAUUCACGCGUCGGUGCCCAAUACCAAGACCACCUUUUUGAGGAAAGAAUCACUAUCUACUGUGAUCUUCCAGGACUAUGGAGUAACUUUACACCUAUACCGCACACCAUAUUUGGUGGACAUAGUUCGAGAAAACGUGGGCCGAGUGCUUGACUUGAACUCCAUAGAAGCUGGAAACGCAUGGAAAGACAUGGACAUGUUGAUCUUCAACUCCUGGCAUUGGUGGACCCACAAAGGACAAUCUCAAGGAUGGGAUUACAUAAGAGACGGUCCCAGACUGGUACAGGAUAUGAAUCGUUUAGAAGCAUUUAAUAGGGGACUAACUACUUGGGCUAAUUGGGUUGAUCGUAAUGUUGAUCCCACCAAGACCAAAGUCUUCUUUCAGGGCAUUUCUCCUACGCAUUAUCAAGGCAAAGAGUGGAAUCAACCAGCAAGGAGCUGUAGUGGAGAACUAGAACCAUUAUCUGGUUCAUCCUACCCUGCAGGUCUGCCUCCUUCAGCUUCUGUAGUGAACAAUGUGUUGAAGAAGAUGAAAUAUCCUGUUUAUCUACUUGACAUAACACUCCUCUCACAACUUAGAAAAGAUGCCCACCCUUCUCUCUAUAGUGGGGACCACGCAGGCAAUGACUGUAGCCAUUGGUGUCUACUACCUGGUCUACCUGAUACCUGGAAUCAGCUCCUCUACGCAGCUCUCAGUAUGUGAGAUCCAUCACCAAUUUGAUUCUUCCUUCAUAAUCUCUAGGUUUCUAUGUGUGUUCACU
Molecule: messenger RNA, 1138 nt
Organism: Neltuma alba
Lineage: Eukaryota; Viridiplantae; Streptophyta; Magnoliopsida; Fabales; Fabaceae
Product: protein trichome birefringence-like 38
Cellular component (GO): Golgi apparatus
Molecular function (GO): O-acetyltransferase activity
Source: RefSeq, a predicted model, not a curated record